AUGUCCGUUCCAACACCGAACAAGCGUUUCCAACUUGAGAAAGAAGUUGUCGAGGCUAUUCCUGAUUUGUGGGUUAUCCAUGCUAAAGUUUUCCCGGACGAAAGGGGAUUUUUCUCAGAGUCUUACAAUAAAGUUGAAUGGGCUGAGAAAAUAGGAUUCAAUGAAAAUCUUGUCCAGGAUAAUCAUUCAUUCUCCAAGUAUGGUGUUACACGUGGCCUACACGCUCAGCCUUAUAUGGGCAAGCUUGUAACUGUUGUCAGCGGCGAGAUUUUCGAUGUUGCUGUUGAUAUCCGAAAAGGAAGUCCAACAUUCGGAAAAUGGCACGGUGUCUAUCUUAGCGGAGACAACAAAGACGCGUUCUGGUUGCCGCCAGGAUUUUUGCACGGAUUCCAAGUUUUAAGCAAGGAAGGUGCCCAUGUCACCUACAAAUGUUCAGCUGUUUACGAUCCAAGCACCGAAUUCGGAAUCAAUCCAUUCGAUGAAGAAAUUGGUAUCAAGUGGCCAAUCACUGACAAAUCUGCUAUUAUUGUCUCAGAACGCGAUUUGAAGCAUCCAUCUUUCUCACUCCUUGAGAACUAA
Messenger RNA from Caenorhabditis bovis, 579 nucleotides. The record is from the annotation of a GenBank genome assembly. NCBI's taxonomy places the organism in Eukaryota, Metazoa, Nematoda, Chromadorea, Rhabditida, Rhabditidae.